Molecule: messenger RNA, 2118 nt
Organism: Lampris incognitus (smalleye Pacific opah)
Lineage: Eukaryota; Metazoa; Chordata; Actinopteri; Lampriformes; Lampridae
Gene: prdm14
Product: PR domain containing 14
Exons: 8
Coding region: 1-1788 (595 amino acids)
Biological process (GO): regulation of transcription by RNA polymerase II
Cellular component (GO): nucleus
Molecular function (GO): RNA polymerase II transcription regulatory region sequence-specific DNA binding; protein binding
Source: RefSeq, a predicted model, not a curated record
AUGUCGGUGUCCCUGUCCAGCAUCCCCGUGGUGAGGGACAGCAGCCGCAUGCAGAACAGCGGCCCAGUCCGGGGCUUGGCUUUCUACCCGGGCCCCCUCGGCGCGCCGCAGUACGUGGACCUCUUCCCGGGGGGCCCGCACAGCCUCCUCCACCCUCUCAAGUCCCUCGGCCGCCUGGUGUCGGACACCCGGCAGGCGUCCAUGCCCCUCCAUUUCGCCGGCGGAGCUCCUCCGUUCCUGGGCCACGGCGGCCCCCCCUCCCUCAGCGGGCACAUGGCGAGAGCCUCCAGCGGGUCCUACCUGAGUCCGCUGCACCCUCCGUAUCCGAAACCGGAGGAGCUGGCCGCCGUGGUGACGGAGCACGCCGCCGGACCCCUGUCGGACUUCAGCAGCCCCGCGUCCAGCGAGAGGUCCUCCUCCACCUCCUCCGUCUCCCCGUCCAAGGAGGUUUUGCCUCGUCUCCGGGCCACAGACAGGCCCGCGUCACCAGCGGGGAAAACGCGCACGUACAAUUUCAGCGAGGACGAUCUGUUCUCCGUCCUGUACGGCUCGUCCCGCACCGAGGGGCGCAGCGGGGCUCGGGCCACGGCAGCAGGAGGAGCAGCAGGAGGAGGAGCAGGAGGAGUCCCCGCGCCCGGAGACCCAGUUGCCGACAGCCAGAUGCUCCACCUGGACAUCGAGACGCUUGAACUUCCGGAAGGGUUGACGGUCCUCCGGACGGCGUGCGCCAGCGCGUCUCGCUACGGGGUGUUCACGGGAGGAGACGGCGUCCCCAAAGGGAAGCGCUUCGGACCCUUCCAGGGCAAACUGGUCAACACCAGCGAGAUUAAAACCCACGACGACAACACGCUGAUGUGGGAGGUGUUCGAGCACGGCAGGCUGAGCCACUUCGUGGACGGCAGAGGAGGUUCGGGGAACUGGAUGUCGCUGGUCAAGUGCGCUCGCUUCCCGGAAGAGCAGAACCUGAUCGCGGUGCAGGUCCAGAGGCAGAUCUUCUACGAGAGCUGCAAGGAGAUCCGGGCGGGCCAGGAGCUGCUGGUGUGGUACGGGGACUGCUACGUGCAGUUCCUCGGCAUCCCGCUCACCCUGAAAGACCCCGCGGAGGAGAAUAACCCCGUCCUCCCGACGGAAGAUGCCGGGGAGGGUUUCAAAUGUGACCGGUGCGGGAAGGUGUUCGCAUACAGGUACUACAGAGACAAGCAUCUCAAGUACACCCGGUGCGUGGACCAGGGCGACCGGAAGUUCCCCUGCCACCUCUGCAACAGGUCCUUCGAGAAGAGAGACCGACUGCGCAUCCACAUCUUGCACGUUCACGAGAAGCACCGGCCGCACAAGUGCUCGGUGUGCGGAAAGAGUUUCUCCCAGUCCUCCAGCCUCAACAAACACAUGCGCGUCCACUCCGGAGAGCGGCCCUACAAGUGUGUCUACUGUAACAAGGCGUUCACGGCGUCCAGCAUCUUGCGCACCCACAUCCGCCAGCACUCGGGAGAGCGCCCCUUCAAGUGUAAGCACUGCGGGAAGGCCUUCGCCUCGCACGCCGCCCACGACAGCCACGUCCGCCGGACGCACGCCAGGGAGAAGGCCUUCAGCUGCGGCGUGUGCGGGGCGUCGUUCCCGGAAGAGCAGGGCCUCAAAUAUCACGUGAAAAGUCACAAAACGAGGACACAUUUGGAGAACGGACCGCCGGACGUGUCUCCGUUUCCGGUCAGAGACAACUGCAGAAGACAGAAGAGCUUCCCUUCCGCCGGAUUAACGCCGGUAAACGCCGGGUAUCGACCCUGGAGCUAGCUCAGCUGUGUGGGAACGACCCGCCCUUUAAACCGGGGAAAGGUCGAAGAACCGCGUUUCUGUCUGGCGCGUUUGGCUGGAAUAAAUACCCACAAUGCAAUCUGUCACCAUGCCAAACUACAGGCUGCCUAUCUAUUUAUUUAAAUCUGUUGUUUGUGUUGUUUUGUGGCUGAAAGCUUCCACACUGCUAUUUUUUUUAAUCCAAAAUGUGAAUCCUGUACUCUAUUAUUAUUUUAUUAUUAUUGUUAUUAUUGUAUUAUUAUUAUUGUUGUAUUGUUAUUAUUAUUGUAUUGUUAUUAUUAUUGUAUUAUUUAUUCUUUUAUUAUUGAC